Dunckerocampus dactyliophorus (ringed pipefish) is the source of this 2449-nucleotide messenger RNA. RefSeq names its product dual specificity protein phosphatase 3-like. The coding region runs from base 151 to 753 and encodes 200 amino acids. The record is from RefSeq and is a predicted model, not a curated record. Gene Ontology annotation, molecular function: protein tyrosine/serine/threonine phosphatase activity; MAP kinase phosphatase activity. Gene Ontology annotation, biological process: negative regulation of MAPK cascade; protein dephosphorylation. Lineage: Eukaryota; Metazoa; Chordata; Actinopteri; Syngnathiformes; Syngnathidae. Gene Ontology annotation, cellular component: cytoplasm. The transcript has 6 exons.
CUUGUGCUGCCAUCUCAGCUGUCAGUCAGUAGCACGCGGCUAUUUUUUUGUUUUGUUUUGUGGAACGCACCUAUCUCUUUUGCCACAAAUCUGCUACGCUUCCUCUGGUUAUAUAGAUCUUUUGGGAAACGUGUCAUUGUAUGUUCGAGUAUGAAGGAUAAACACAACAACCAGGUCGAAGCUGCAGACGUGUCGUCUUUCGAGGUGACUCUCCAGCAACUCAACGACUUGUUGACGAACGACAGCGGCUUUUACGGCUGGCCAACAAAAAACUUUCACGAGGUUUAUCCACGCGUGUACGUCGGCAAUGCGUUUUUGGCAAACAAUGUGACGCGUCUGAAGCGUUUGAAAAUCACACACAUCCUGAACGCAGCAGAGGGAAACUCCCUCAUGCACGUGAAUACCAACGCUGAGUUCUACGCAGGCACAGACGUCAUCUACCACGGUUUGCCAGCCAGCGACACUGAUCACUUCGACAUCAGCAUUUACUUUGAGGAAGCUGCAGAAUUCAUCGAGAAUGCUAGGGCAUACAAAAACGGAAAAGGUAGAGUGUAUGUGCAUUGCAAGGAAGGCUACAGCCGCUCGCCCACCUUAGUCAUCGCCUACCUGAUGCUUCGCCAGAACAUGGAUGUCCACAGCGCUCUGGCCACGGUGCGACACAACAGAGAGAUCGGACCUAAUGACGGCUUCCUUCGACAGCUCUGCCGACUAAACCAGAGGCUGGCUGCUAAGGGGACGUUCUGGAACAAAUGAAGCAGAGAAAAAAAGGUGGCACUUAAUUGUGCUGCAGUGGAAUUGGCUUUUGUCGAUGUCCCUUGUCUGGCUGACGUCGAUGCGCCUCGCUAUGUAUUUCCGUUAUCACUUUUUCCUGCGGAUUUAUUUUCCAUUUUAGGCGCAUUCCUGUUUCCACCUCCCAUGAUGAGUUUUUUGAUAUACCUAGCUGUGCCUGCUAGCUUUUAUUUAUUUUGCUACUUCGCAUUUUUGUGCGUUGUGUCACUCUGUUUAUUUUGCACAGAACAGGAAGUCACUGUCUGCAUCUUUUAAUGUUGUGUAGCCAAACAGUAGUUACGUUGCUGUUUUUUCACGUUGCGUAGCAAUAAUGAUGAAGUUAACAAUACUACAACGCAUGUUUCAAAUUUAUGUAUGUCGGCGGCGACUUAAGCAGGCACUUUUUAGUAAUAAGAAGAAUACGGUGGACUGGGACUUGAUGAGCUGGUGGACAUAAACGGGGCGGACCUUAGCGGGUUCGACUGUUGACUUACAGUAAGUGCGGCUCGUGGAAAUUAAAGGUUAAGGUGCCACACAAAGCACUCACUGAACACACAACUCUGCACUUCUGAUAAGCCUACUGUAUUGCCUAUAUUUAUUGUGACGCUCAGUUGCUAUUACAUAUAUUCACCAGAAGAGUGCUACUCACGAACCACACAGAGUCAUGUUAAUGUGAGCCAUAGAAUAAACACAGCAUAAUCUCUCAUUCGCUGUUCAAUUGUGCUAAUUUUUAAAAAGUUCUCAAUAGCCAAUGUGUAAUGGGACAACUUUGGAAGGCGCUGGCUGAGAUUAAAUAUUAAAGUUAUUUUAUUUUUGAUGAAAUGAUAGCCUGUUUUAAACGAACAAACCAAGAAUACUUUUUUCCUACCACAUCAUAUGCAAAUGAUAUGCAAAUUAGACAGCGUCAUCUAGAGACUUCCGCGACAGCCAAUAGCUACUUUUCUUACUGAAAUGUUGGCAACAGCGCACGGUGUGGCUGUUCCAGACGUCCAGGAUAUGGCAGUGUCGGAAAUCUGACCAGAACUGGACUUAGGAGACCAAGUGGGGGGUAAAUCGCUGUUAAUGGACUACAGUGCUGAUGGGGAUGUCAUACAACUUCAUGUCAAAAAAUCCAAACUAUCCCUUUAAAGGAAGUCGGACAUAGCCCAUCAAAGACGAGAUGUUUCAAACAAGGCCGGUACUGAGCCCUGUGUUGGACAGUAAUAUACCAGGGGCCCGUUGCACCAAAGAAGGAUUGAGACGUGAAUGACUAAGCUGAGCUCAACCAACCCGAAACAAGAGCAUCUAAGCUUACCGACCCCGCUGUUGAUCACAGUCACCGAUUCACCAUGGCAAGGAGAGCAGCGUACUUUCCCCCCAACGGAAGCGGGAAUCGUCAUAGUGGCUUACGAGGACGCGAAACAGCAAAGAAAAAAGAAAGGCGGCACCCGCCACAGUCACAACACAAAGUGAGAAAGCGUGGCAAGGUAUUACAUAGACGAUUUGCAAUACUUUGUGCGUAAGUAGUGCACAAAUACACACGGCUGCACUGAAACCAUCAUAAUUCAAAUCCAAAUAGUUAAUAGUCAACUAAUAUUUGUUGCUUGUUUAACAAAUCAGGAACAGCAGCGUACGGUAAUAUCUACAAACUCUUUAAUUAGCACAUCACCAUUACUCGCUCGCAGCUUCAACAGCUUGUAAA